GGCGUUAGCGUGUUGCAUAUUUUUCAAGCGUACUUCGUACAGAUGUCAUGCUAGCGUAAACGUCACUGAGAAUGUCAUCUGCCACAUCUGCCUUGUCAAAAUCCACACACACGGAUCAGUGUAGCGUACUGUAGCACAAUGUUCACGUGAAGCACACUCAUAUUUGUUUCCCAGCACAAUGGAGAACCACGAAGAAGAUGAUGUAGAGGAACUGCGCUCGACGGUCUAUACAUUCCCACCAAGUGUGCAGAGUGUAAUCGAAAAGGUUUUACCUAGUACCGAUCCAUUAGAUCAGCCUAAUCUCAAUGUAGUGGAUUACAUAAAUUCUCUAUUUCCUACUGAACAAUCUUUAUCAAACAUUGAUGAUACAGUAAACCAAAUGGAACUUAAAAUAUAUGAUAUUGAUAGAGAAAUAAGAUCAGUCGUACAUGGCCAGACAAAUGUUGGUCAAGACGGUAGAGCAGCAUUAGAAGAUGCGCAAAAGGUGAUAAGACAAUUAUUUGUCCAAAUAAAAGACAUAAAAGACAAAGCGGAACAAUCAGAGGAAGUGGUUAAAGAAAUCACAAGGGACAUCAAGCAAUUGGAUUUUGCCAAGAGGAAUCUCACUGCCUCGAUAACAGCAUUGAAUCAUUUGCACAUGCUUGUGGAAGGAGUGGAUAAUCUAAAAGUUUUAACUCAGAAGAAACAAUAUGGAGAGAUUAUUCUACCACUGCAAGCAGUGAUGGAAGUGAUGCAACACUUUAGCAAUUACAUUGAUAUACCACAAGUGAAGGAAUUAUCUGAUCAGGUACAUCAGAUUCAUGUUGAGUUGGCCCAGCAGAUUACGGCGGAUUUCAAACAAGCUUUCUCAGGGCAAAAUCCAAAGCAUUUCAAUCAAUUGACAGAAGGAUGUUUGGUAUUAUCAGUAUUAGAUCCUAAAGUGAAGAAAGAUCUGCUCGUCUGGUUUGUAAAUAUUCAAUUGCAAGAAUAUGCAGUUUUGUUCGAUGAGAAUCAAGAUUUUGCUUGGUUGGAUAAAAUAGAUCGAAGAUACGCGUGGAUCAAGAAACACUUACUCGACUUCGAGUCAAAGUUUGGCACAAUCUUUCCCCAAGAUUGGGAGGUUUCCGAACGAAUAGCUGUACAGUUCUGUCACGUUACGCGUGAAGACCUUGCGAAAUUAAUGAACAAAAGGCGUGGAGAAAUAGACGUAAAGUUGUUGCUUUACGCAAUUCAGAGGACCAGUAACUUCGAGUCACUUCUAGCAAAGCGUUUUAUCGGCAGUACUUUGGAGUCUAUUGAUGUCAAGAAUACGAUAAUCAAUGAUGAAGUGGCCGAAAAAAUUCCGGGAAAUCCUUUUGAAGAAGAAAAUGAAAAGAUUGAAAAUGAAAAACCAAGGUUGUCUCCAUUUGCAAAUCUCAUAGGAAGAUGUUUCGAACCAUACCUGAAUAUUUAUAUAGAAAGUUUGGAUCGUAAUUUGGCGGAUCUAAUGGAUAAGUUUGUGUCCGAUUCCAAAGCGCAACCGCCAGGCGCUAAAGAAUUCGACGGCAUUGAAGGUCCAAGCAGUGUCUUGAGCUCAUGCGCUGAUCUGUUUGUAUUUUAUAAAAAAUGUAUGCUGCAAUGUACGCAACUUAGCACUGGAUUAAUUAUGCUGAGCCUUGCUGAGACUUUUCAAAAGUAUCUACGGGAAUACGCACUCAAAAUCUUGCAGAAUAACUUACCUAAAAGUGGUAGUGCAGGAAUUAGCACACGCAUGAGCAGUAUUACUCGCGACUUCCCAGAUCUGCCAACGUCUGGCUUUAUUCAACACUUUCAGAGCUUUUUGAAAGAAGGAGAAACUGCCAGAUAUAGCAAAGAGGAGCAAUCUCGUAUAUGUUGUAUCUUAACAACAGCAGAAUAUUGUUUAGAAACGACACAGCAAUUAGAAAAGAAGCUUCGUGACAAGACGGACAAAUGUUAUUCCGACAAAAUCAAGUUAUCCCAAGAACAGGAUAUGUUCCAUAACGUAAUUUCCAAUUGUAUCCAGUUGUUAGUUCAAGAUUUAGAAACAGCCUGUGAAUCCGCCUUGACUGCAAUGACAAAGGUACAAUGGAGUUCUGUGGAAGUCGUGGGUGACCAAAGUAAUUAUGUUAAUACUAUAAUAGCGCAUCUUCGGCAAACAAUACCCACCAUUCGAGAUAGACUGUCUUCUUGUAGAAAAUACUUCACACAACUCUGCGUGAAGUUUGCCAGCUCUUUUAUACCAAAAUUAGUACAACAAUUAUUCAAAUGCAAACCAUUGAACACUGUCGGCGCGGAACAACUAUUGUUAGAUGUCCAUAUGUUAAAAACAGCUUUGUUAGAUCUUCCAUCGACGGGCUAUCAAGUACAAAGAAAAGCUCCAGCAACGUAUACUAAGGUUGUGAUAAAAGGAAUGGUAAAUGCCGAAAUGAUAUUAAAAAUUGUGAUGUCUCCAACGGAAUCACCCAGUUACUUUGUGACACAGUGCAGAAAGUGUUUGCCCGAUUUACUAUUCUCAGAAUUCCAAAAAAUUCUAGAUAUGAAGGGAUUGAAAAAGACUGAGCAAGUUCUAUUGAUCGAGCAAUUUAAACAACCUGAAAGCACGGAUACUGCGGGCACUACGAAGAGUCACGUAGUGCACAACAGCCCAGAACAUAAAGCUGGAAGAAGCAUUAAGAAACUAGAAAAGCUCACCAAAAGAAUUUAAAAACAUUCAUUGUAAUUGUAUAUAUUUAAUUUAGGAAGUCUUAUUUUAGAUUAAAAUAUAAUAAAAACCUUUAUACAAACUGGAAAAAGAAAUAGAUGUAGGGACACUGUCAAAUAAAUACA
Linepithema humile (Argentine ant) is the source of this 2805-nucleotide messenger RNA. It is a transcript of the gene Vps53, whose product is annotated as vacuolar protein sorting 53. NCBI's taxonomy places the organism in Eukaryota, Metazoa, Arthropoda, Insecta, Hymenoptera, Formicidae. The record is from RefSeq and is a predicted model, not a curated record. Gene Ontology annotation, cellular component: GARP complex. Gene Ontology annotation, biological process: retrograde transport, endosome to Golgi.